AUGUCCGCUGACAAUGGGGAGACAGUGAGCAUGGUGUUGCAGUAUGCAACUGUGAAGUCAAGGCUCCCUGAUCGCUUCUUUGUCAACUGGAUCUGCCAAGGUGAGUUUCCAUCCGCCAAAUCACUGUCGCCUCCGAUUCACAGUUUUGCAGACCAUGAUGAGGUGCUGCAGAUUAUCAUGACACUUGACUUGCAACAGGGUGCCGACCGCAAGGUGCAGAUUUCCAUGAGCCUCAUGUCCGGCCAGGUCAUUUCGACUGUGGAAGCAGAACAUUCCAUGCGACUUUAUGAGCUGCGUAGAGCCUUGUUCCAGCAUGUUUCUGCAUUCAGCCGAUUGGAGAAGGAAACCAUGAAGUUUUGCACGACCAGCGGUCGUAUGGUUCACCUGCGUGGAUCGGCCACUGUGCAUAGUCUCUUAGUGAACCCGCUCAAGAGACCUCGUGCGAACUGA
Symbiodinium natans is the source of this 450-nucleotide messenger RNA. Lineage: Eukaryota; Dinophyceae; Suessiales; Symbiodiniaceae. The record is from the annotation of a GenBank genome assembly.